CCAAAAUAUAACCUGAAGAACCUGCAACUUCACGCACCAGCAAGGUAAACAGACAGCUCCAAUGGCGUUCUCCUCCCUCUCCACCCCGUCCUCCUCGUCCCCCUCCUCGUCCUUCACCCUCCCCACCAAGCCCUCCCCGGGCGCAGGCUCCCUCUCCUUCGCCAGGGCGUCCGCGGGGAGGUUCAGGAUGGCGGCGGUGAGGGCGCAGGCGGAGGCGGUGGACACGUCCAUCAGCCCGCGAGUGAGCGCGCUGCGGCCGUCCAAGACCAUGGCCAUCACCGACAUGGCCAGCGCGCUGCGGCAGGCCGGGGUGCCCGUCAUCGGACUCGCCGCUGGGGAGCCCGACUUCGACACGCCGGCGGUGAUCGCGGAGGCUGGGAUAAAUGCAAUCAGGGAUGGGUCUACAAGGUACACACCUAAUGCAGGGACUAUGGAGCUGAGGAAAGCCAUCUGCAACAAGCUUCAGGAGGAGAAUGGUCUAACCUACAGCCCAGAUCAGGUGCUAGUGAGCAAUGGAGCUAAGCAGUGCAUUACACAAGCUGUUCUUGCUGUCUGCUCACCUGGUGAUGAGGUUUUGAUACCAGCACCAUUUUGGGUCAGCUAUCCUGAAAUGGCUAGGUUGGCUGGUGCAACACCAGUGAUCCUCCCGACAAGCAUAUCAGACAAUUUCCUGCUAAAGCCAGAGUCAUUUGCCUCAGUGAUCACUGAAAAAUCAAGGCUCUUGAUUCUAUGCUCUCCAUCUAAUCCAACAGGCUCUGUGUAUCCUAGGGAGCUGCUUGAGGAGAUUGCUGCUAUAGUCAAGAAGUAUCCUAGGCUCCUGGUUCUAUCUGAUGAGAUCUAUGAGCAUAUUAUCUAUCAUCCUGCUAAACACACAAGCUUUGCUGCAUUACCUGGAAUGUAUGACCGAACAUUAACUGUAAAUGGAUUUUCUAAGGCUUUUGCUAUGACUGGCUGGCGACUUGGAUACUUAGCUGCCCCUAAACAUUUUGUCUCAGCUUGUGGAAAGAUCCAAAGCCAGUACACAUCUGGUGCCAGUAGUAUAUCGCAGAAGGCAGGGCUUGCAGCCUUGAACCUUGGUUAUGCCGGCGGUGAAGCAGUUUCAGCCAUGGUCAAAGCAUUCCAGGAGCGCCGGGAUUACCUUGUAAGAAGUUUCAGGGAACUGCCAGGGGUAAAAAUAUCAGAACCUCAGGGUGCUUUCUAUUUGUUCCUCGACUUCAGCUCCUACUACGGAUCUGAGGUAGAGGGUUUUGGCACUAUCAAGGACUCUGAGACCCUCUGCAUGUUCCUGCUAGAGAAAGCACAGGUCGCGCUUGUCCCUGGAGAUGCAUUUGGAGAUGACAAGGGCAUUCGUAUCUCCUACGCUGCUGCACUGUCAACGCUACAAUCUGCGAUGGAGAAGAUAAAAGACGCAAUGGCUCUGCUCAAGGCCCCUGCCGCGGUUCAAUAAAAAAUAGCGUGCUGAAGGCAUCUUCGCCAGCAUUAUAUUAAAAGCAUGCCCAUUGGGAAAAUAGGAAAACAUGUCAUUGUUGUACAACAGAUAGUUCACCAUUUUCUUGGUUGCAAACUUGCGAGCGAUUUGCUUUGUUUCAAACUUUUCAUUUGGUGUAAUGUAAUUGUCUUUACCUGCAGGUCAGAAAUGAAAAUAAUAUGUUGCUUCGACAACCUAA
Triticum urartu is the source of this 1667-nucleotide messenger RNA. It is a transcript of the gene AAT, whose product is annotated as aspartate aminotransferase. Gene Ontology annotation, molecular function: pyridoxal phosphate binding; transaminase activity. The record is from RefSeq and is a predicted model, not a curated record. Gene Ontology annotation, biological process: amino acid metabolic process; biosynthetic process. NCBI's taxonomy places the organism in Eukaryota, Viridiplantae, Streptophyta, Magnoliopsida, Poales, Poaceae.